Messenger RNA from Calliphora vicina (urban bluebottle blowfly), 564 nucleotides. RefSeq names its product protein C10. NCBI's taxonomy places the organism in Eukaryota, Metazoa, Arthropoda, Insecta, Diptera, Calliphoridae. Gene Ontology annotation, biological process: post-embryonic development. The record is from RefSeq and is a predicted model, not a curated record. Bases 33 to 371 code for a protein of 112 amino acids. The transcript has a single exon.
AAUAACAAAUUUGUAAUAGAUAAUUUAUUAAAAUGAACUUUAGUAACGAUACUGCCAAACAAAUCUUAAUCGAUAUUAUACGCACCGUCAAUCAACCCGAAAACUCCAAGAAACUUUCCGAAGCCAAAGCCUCUGCUGGCAAGGAAAUGCUGCUAAUGAUGCAACAUGUCUUCCCUUUGGUCAUGCAAUUACAAACUGAAGUCAUCAAAUCAUACGGUUUCCCCGGCAACCGCGAAGGUCUUGUACAAUUUUCUCAACUAAUACGUGAGUUGGAACGCGAAGAUGUUGAAAUCGCCCGUCUACGCAGUCAAAUCAGAGCCAUUUAUUUACCACCAAUUGCCAUCAACACCACAAAUGAUAUUUUGAUAUAAGCAAUGAUUUUUGGCUAUUAUUAAUUAACACGCUAAUAUGCUGCCAUUAUUAGUUUAUCUUACAAUAAUAACAGGAAAUAGGAAUAGUAUUAAUAAGAAUUUUUAGUAGAUUUUAAGAGAAAUAAUUUUUUUAAUACUUUGUAUUAUUAUUGGUCAUUAAGCAUUUAAUAAAUGUUAUGUAAAAAAACUAAAA